AUGAUCAUCUGGACCUGCCUGCUCGCAUUCCUCCUCUGCAUUGCCGGGACCCCCGUCCUCUGCUGUGAUUGUCUCAGACACUAUGGUCACCUGAGCAACGCCUCUCUGACUCUCGUCCAAACCAUGGGCGGUCAGCUGACUGACCAGGAGAGUCCAGUGCCCUUUCCAUACAAACUCUACAAAUACAUAAGGAACGCAAAGGUAGAUAAACAGCUGGUUUUCAUCAGAGACAGUCUGGAGCUGAUCGCUGGUCUCUAUCGCCAUGACAACCUCUCCUCCAUUACCUGGGAUACAGACAAGACCGAACACUUCCUCAUGAUCCUCCACCGACAGGAGGACGAACUGAAGAGCUGUGUGUCGACUCACAGCCGAAAAGUCAGCGCACUGAGAAAAUACUACCGGAAACUGAAUAAGAGUACUUUGUACCGCACCGGUGGCGGUCCUGCGUCCUGGGAGAUCAUCAGGAAGGAGACUAAGAAGCAUCUGGUCCAGUUGGACCUGCUGGUCGGCUUCGUGGUGGAGUCGGCGGCGGACUCGAUCUGCUCAGUUUCUCUGUGA
This is a messenger RNA of Anoplopoma fimbria (sablefish), 558 nucleotides long. It is a transcript of the gene ifnphi1, whose product is annotated as interferon phi 1. Lineage: Eukaryota; Metazoa; Chordata; Actinopteri; Perciformes; Anoplopomatidae. Gene Ontology annotation, molecular function: cytokine receptor binding. The transcript has 5 exons. Bases 1 to 558 code for a protein of 185 amino acids. The record is from RefSeq and is a predicted model, not a curated record. Gene Ontology annotation, cellular component: extracellular region. Gene Ontology annotation, biological process: defense response.